This is a messenger RNA of Pyrus x bretschneideri (Chinese white pear), 2854 nucleotides long. RefSeq names its product protein GRIP. The transcript has 21 exons. Bases 190 to 2523 code for a protein of 777 amino acids. NCBI's taxonomy places the organism in Eukaryota, Viridiplantae, Streptophyta, Magnoliopsida, Rosales, Rosaceae. The record is from RefSeq and is a predicted model, not a curated record. Gene Ontology annotation, biological process: reciprocal meiotic recombination.
AACGGCGAUCUCCAUUUCCACUCUCCGCCCUGCGCCGAGAGAUCUCCAAUUCUCCGACCACCAAGACGGUACCGUUUAGUAAUCGCUUCGGAUAUAAGCACUGCCGGUUUCGCUGAACUGGCUCCGCUGUUUGUUUCGGUUGGGAUCUGAAACGUUUGUCUCUCUCGGAUUGAAACGGAGCGUUUAACAAUGUCGACGACGGAGGUCGACGGCCAAAUGGAAGAGCAUUCGAAUGUGGAUUCGAAACCGCUGAAGAGCGGAAGCAACAGCAAUGGAGAUCUCGCGCAGGAGAAUGGCGGCCCGGACUCGGGCGACACUCACGAUCAACUCGUCCAGACGGUCAUGGAGCUAAAAUUGCAGAACGAAUUCCUCAAGUCUCAGUUCGAAGGACUUCGGAAUCUUAAACCGCCGGAGCCGGAAGGUGGCGAAUCGGAGGAGGUGAAGCAGCUGCGGCAAACGAUUGAAUCGCUGAAUGUGGAACUUUUGGAAGAGAAGCAAACGCGAGCUGCGGCGGAAGUGGCUCUGAAGCAUCUUCAGGAAUCGCACUUUGAAGCAGAUUCCAGAGCUCAAGAGCUCUCUGUAAAGCUCGCUGAAGCUCGACAGAAGUUGGAUCAAGAAAUAAAAGAGCGGGAAGAGAAGUACUCCGAUCUUGACUCGAAAUUCACCCGGCUUCACAAACGAGCUAAGCAACGGAUUCAAGAUGUUCAAAAGGAAAAAGACGAUCUCGAGGCUCGAUUUCGUGAAGUAAAUGAAGCAGCUGAGCGUGCAUUGUCUCAGCAGACGGCAUUGCAGCAAGAGCUGGACAGAACCAGGCAACAAGCGAAUGACGCACUGAAAGCAAUUGAUGCAGAGAGGCAACAACUGAGAAGUGCAAACAACAAACUACGAGACAACCUUGAGGAAUUGCGGAACCAGUUGCAACCAAAGGAAAUUGCUAUUGAGACAUUGCAACAAACAGUUUCAGAUAAGGAGCAGAUGUUGGAAGACAUGAGAGGGAUGCUGCAGGCUGCUGAAGAAAAAAGGCAAGCUUCAUUAGCUGAACUCUCUGCUAAACAUCAAAAGAAUUUGGAGAGUUACGAAGCCCAGCUUGCUGAAGCUUCGACUGAUAGAAAUAAAGCAACUGAAACCAUUUCUUCACUGCAGAUGCUAGUUGCUGAGAAAGAAUCUAAGAUUGCAGAAAUGGAAGCAGCAUCAACGGGUGAGGCAGCAAGGCUUAGAGCCACGUUGGAAACUGUUAAAGGCGAGCUUGCUCACCUGAAACAUGAACAUGAGAAAGAAAAGGAGAGCUGGGAAGCUGCCACCCGAGCUCUGAAAACAAAGUUAGAAAUUUCUGAGAGCAACCGGAUAUGUGCUGAUAUUGAAGUAGCCAAAAUGAGAAGCCAGCUGGAGUCAGAGGUGUCUGCACAAACACAAAAGCUUGAUGCGAGGGAUGCUGAACUUGCAGCCCUCAAGGAAGAGAUCAACUGCCUUGAACGUGAGUUUUCUUCUUACAAAAGCCGUGCUCAUGCGCUUCUCCAAAAGAAGGAUGCAGAGUUAGCUGGAGCUAAAGACUCAGAGCAAGUCAAAGCUCUUGAAGAAGCACUGAAAGAUGCUGAAAAAGAAGUAUCGUCUGUGAGUGCUGAAAGGAAUAAGGCCCUUCAAGAUCUUAAGGAGGCUUUAAAGAAUCAUGAUAAAGAAAUAGCAGAAAGAGAUGCUGCUCUUUACAAUGCCAUGCAGCAGAUCAAGAGCUUAGAAUCAAAGCUUGAAUCUGCUAAUGCCCAUUACCGAUCAGCAAAAGAAGCAUGGGAAGCGAACCUUAAUAGUUUGGAAGAAACUUGGCGGGUAAGAUGUGACACGCUGAGAGCUCAAAAUGAAUCAUCUUCUGGAGAUGAUAUCAAAAAAGAAUUGGAAGAGCUCAAAUUACGGUAUAAGAAGCUGAAGGAGGAGCACAGUUCAUUUCGUGAUCUUGCUGAUAGAAUGAUUGAGGAGAAGGACAAUGAAAUUUCUAGACUUGUGGAUGAUAAUAAGAAUCUUCAUCAAUCAUUGGAGUCAAGACCACGGGCUGAUCGCAAUGAUAACUAUAACACAGGCAUGAAUAAGCAGGACGCAGCAAGUAUAAGCACUGCUGCUGCAGAACAGCAGAUUCUGAUUUUGGCAAGGCAGCAAGCCCAAAGAGAGGAAGAGCUAGCACAGUCCCAACGGCACAUUUUAGCGCUUCAAGAGGAAAUUGAGGAGCUGGAGCGUGAGAAUCGUCUGCACAGCCAACAGGAAUCCAUGUUGCAGGCUGAGCUUCGGAACAUGGAAAGAUCGCAGAAGAGGGAAGGAGUAGAUAUGACCUACCUGAAAAAUGUAAUCUUAAAGCUUCUUGAAACAGGUGAAGUGGAGGCUCUAUUACCUGUAGUUGCCAUGCUUCUUCAAUUUAGUCCGGAUGAGUUGCAGAAGUGUCAGCAAGCAUACCGCACAUCGGCAGACGUUCCUCCUAGCCCUGCUAGUGAUACUUCAGGAUCCGGUGUCUCUCUUUUCUCAAGAUUCUCAUUUUCAUAACCGUAGACAUGAAGAUUGUAGAGAAUUCUUUGCAAGGAAACUAGCUGCGACAGCUAAACAACUGGUUGCCUCCAGAUUCAGAGGCGGUGCAGGUGCGGCCGUAGUAUAUCUUGUAUUCUUUGAUAACAGCAAACGUUAAAUGUAAAGUACGACAGAACCAUAUACAUUGUGAAAAGAUAGCGAGAGAUGGAGUGAACAGUUUCUGGCCGUGCCGGGUUAUUCCAUCCGGAAUGAAGCCCCCCUUCCCCAUUGAUUUAUUGUAGAGUGUAACAGAAGCAAAGGCAUGAUUUUGGAGAUGAUAUCGGAAAUUUGAACGUGCGGUUUUACUCGA